GACAAGAAGUCUGUGCAGCUGCUACACGAAGAGACCUGUUUUUUGCAUAACUUGAAGGAUAUUUUGGAAACCAUGGCUUCUCAAACUCCAGUUCAAAGAGAUGUCAUUAUUGCGAUCGACUUCGGCACUACUUACAGUGGAUUUGGAUACGUUUUCCUGAACGCAUCUCAAGAUCAUAUCUACGUGUUUCAAAAGUGGGGAAGAGGACAAGGAAUGGGCUACGGAAAAACACCAACAGCUCUCCUCCUCACCGAGAAAGGCGAAUUCCAUAAGUUUGGCCAUGCAGCAGUAGAGACGUACGGGAAACAAGCGAUGUCAAAGAAGGAUUGUAGAAAGCUUUUGUAUUUCGAUAAAUUUAAACUUCUGCUCCAUUCCAAAAAGGACCUAAAUGAGAGAACAGAGGUAAAAGCCAGGAAUGGGAAAAAGUGGCUUGCCUUGGAUGUGUUUGCAAAGUGCCUUGAGUACCUGAAGAAAACUGCGACAGAUGUCGUUAACGAACGGCAUCUGCGGUCAGAAAAGGACAAUCCAAACACAGAAGUUAUGUACAAACCUGAACAGAUCCAAUGGGUGAUAACAAUUCCAGCAAUAUGGCGAAUUUCUGCCAAGGAAUUCAUGAGAAAAGCUGCCUAUAAGGCUGGGAUUGCUGGCCCGGAGGAUCCUGACCAACUCAUCCUUGCCCUUGAACCUGAAGCCGCUUCGUACUAUUGUAGAAAGUUGCCUUUCGAUAUGUUUAAGGGACAAAAGGGGAAAGAGCUGGUGAAGGACACUUUGGACAUGGAAAAAGUUCCAUACAUGGUGGUGGAUAAUGGAGGAGGAACUUUAGAUAUCACCGUUCACGAAGUUAAUGCUGAUGACGGACAUAUUAUGGAAAAACACUGUCCCUCUGGCGGUACCUUUGGUGGCAUUCAUGUUGACCGAGAAUUUGAGCAACUGAUGAUAAAAGCAUUUGGAGACGACUUCAUCAGAAGAUUUCAAGAACAAUUCCCGAAUGACUGGCAAGUCAUAAUGAACCGCUUUGAGGAACAGAAGAGGGCAGAAGAGGAAGUGGACAACGAUGAAAUUAGUAUCGCUCUCCCUUUAAACUUUAUAAAGUCUUGUCAUCACGACAUUGAAGAAGAUGAUGAUGCUAUCAAUGAGAGAAUUCGGCGAUCUUGUCCUGAAAAUGUGAGUGUUAGCAGCGACUAUUUGAACAUAACCAUGGGAAUGCUUGGCAACCUGCAUCGUCCAAUUGUGACCAAGAUUGCGGAGCAGAUGAAAAGCUUGCUCGCUAAGCAAAGUCUUCAAGAUGUGAAGACAAUUUUUCUCGUCGGUGGUUUUUCUGAAGCUCAGUUUUUAAGGAAGGAAAUUUCCCGCUGCUUUCCUGACAAACGCAUUCUUAUACCACCAGAUCCCCAACUCGCCAUUAUUCGUGGUGCUGUAGAGUUUGCCCAAGAACCGAGUUUACUUCGAGCCAGGGUCAUGGGUAAGACAUAUGGUUUAGAUAUCUGGUGUGCGUUCGAUCCUGACAAACAUCCGCCCGAGAAACGAGUUGUUUUUCGAGAGGAAGUGUACUGUCGUGACAUUUUUGAAACCCUAGCCAAGAAAGGGGAACGAAUAGACAUUGACGAGAAAAGAACGUACAAUUUUUGUCCCCUCAAUCCGGAUUCGACUGCAUUAUCUUUCGAGUUUUAUAGCACAGACGAAGAUGACGCUGACUUUAUCUCCGAUCCCGGAGUAGUAAGUGAAAACGUCGAAAUUUCAAUUUCCAGUCCUAAUACUGCUAAGGGAUGUGACCGAACAUUAAGGUUGGAGGUAAAGUUUGGCGGCACGGAAACCAACGUUCAAGUCGUCGAUGUUGAGUCAGGUAAUGUUAAAAUGGCAUGUCUUCAGUUUGUUUCCACAUCUGUGUUUCACUCCCGUUUUUAUUAGAACUAUGCUGAGUUGGACCCAUGUAGACCAUGAUAUCGACUUUAGUCGAAUGAACAAUGACUGGAUUAAGGCCGAAAUUUUAAUCAUCAAGGGAGGAGGCAAAAGUCAAUUUUCAAACUUUCAAACGGCGUGUGGCUUCAGCGUUGCCAUGUUGUGGAAGCGCUUAAAUCGUGAGCCAGAGGUC
Molecule: messenger RNA, 2092 nt
Organism: Pocillopora verrucosa
Lineage: Eukaryota; Metazoa; Cnidaria; Anthozoa; Scleractinia; Pocilloporidae
Source: RefSeq, a predicted model, not a curated record